Molecule: messenger RNA, 829 nt
Organism: Anastrepha obliqua
Lineage: Eukaryota; Metazoa; Arthropoda; Insecta; Diptera; Tephritidae
Gene: His2Av
Product: histone H2A.v
Exons: 5
Coding region: 177-602 (141 amino acids)
Cellular component (GO): nucleosome
Molecular function (GO): DNA binding; structural constituent of chromatin; protein heterodimerization activity
Source: RefSeq, a predicted model, not a curated record
UCGUGAAAAAAACUUCGUAGUGUUCAGACUUGACGUUCCUCUGCCCAAGGAAAAAACUGUCGCGCUAAGAAAAAUCUAUGAAAAAAUUCAGAUAGAGUGUUAUAUUCAUUCCAAGUGUUAUAAUAAUUUGUUGGCAUUUCUGUUUUGCGUGUGAAUAAAAUUAGAAAAUUAAUAAAAUGGCUGGAGGUAAAGCAGGUAAAGAUUCUGGUAAAGCAAAGGCGAAGGCAGUAUCCCGUUCUGCACGGGCGGGACUUCAGUUCCCUGUUGGUCGUAUACAUCGCCAUCUGAAAAGUCGCACUACGUCGCAUGGUCGCGUUGGUGCAACGGCCGCCGUCUAUUCAGCUGCAAUUCUGGAGUACUUGACCGCAGAAGUUUUGGAGUUGGCAGGUAACGCCUCAAAGGAUCUUAAAGUCAAACGUAUCACGCCGCGUCAUUUGCAGUUGGCCAUUCGUGGUGACGAGGAAUUGGAUAGUCUGAUUAAAGCCACCAUUGCUGGUGGUGGUGUCAUUCCACAUAUUCAUAAAUCAUUGAUUGGCAAAAAGGAGGACAACGUUCAAGACCCGCAGAGAAAAAAUACUGUAAUUCUCUCCCAAGGGUAUUAAUUUUUAUUUUAAUAAUAACGUUUACUUCUUUUUUAACAACUUAUGAUAAUUUUCGUAUUGUUAUACAAGUAAUAUUAAUUAUCAUAUAAUUUUUUCUUAAAUGAAAAGCCUAACUUUAAAACAAUAUUUUACACGCAAAAUAAGAAAUUGAUGAAAGCAUAAAAUAAAUAAAAUGUAAAAUUGUCGAAAUUUAGAGAAGACCAAAUACAUAGUUUAAUUAAUACAAA